Dioszegia hungarica is the source of this 6384-nucleotide messenger RNA. RefSeq names its product glutamate synthase. The coding region runs from base 1 to 6384 and encodes 2127 amino acids. The record is from RefSeq and is a predicted model, not a curated record. Gene Ontology annotation, molecular function: flavin adenine dinucleotide binding; glutamate synthase (NADH) activity; iron-sulfur cluster binding. The transcript has 11 exons. Lineage: Eukaryota; Fungi; Basidiomycota; Tremellomycetes; Tremellales; Bulleribasidiaceae.
AUGUGUGGUGUCGGUUUCAUCUGUCAUAUCAAGGGCGAGGGCUCGCACAAGAUCGUCAGCGAUGCUCGCAAUAUCCUCUGCAACAUGACGCAUCGAGGAGCGACCGGUGCCGAUGCUCGAGACGGUGAUGGAGCAGGUGUCAUGACUGGUAUCCCCCACAGCUUCUUUGUCCGCGAGUCUGGUCACUGCUUCACCGCCAAGCUCCCCUCCGAGGGCCAUUACGCCGUCGGAAACCUCUUCUUUUCGCGCACUGAGUACGAGGCGCAGCAGGAGUCGUUCACGGAGCUCGCCAAGGAGUUGGGUUUGAGGGUACUGGGCUGGCGAGACGUCCCGACCGACAACACCAUCCUCGGUCCGGCGUCCAAGUCCAAGGAGCCGAAGAUCAUGCAGCCUUUCGUCGUGCUCGAGACCCAGUAUGGCCAGGGACAGGAGAGCCAGCACGGCAGCUUUGACGAAAAGUACUUUUUGCGCCAGCUCUACGUGCUCCGCAAGCAGGCGACCCACAAGAUGGGCGUUACCAAAGGCUUCUACAUCUGUUCCCUUACCCCCUCCAACAUCGUCUACAAGGGCCAGCUCUCCCCCGUCCAAGUCUACAACUACUAUCACGACCUCAACCACGCCCUCUACGCCUCCCACUUUGCCCUCGUCCACUCACGAUUCUCCACCAACACCUUCCCCUCAUGGGACCGAGCUCAGCCCAUGCGGUGGGCGGCGCACAACGGCGAAAUCAACACGGUCAGGGGCAACAAGAACUGGAUGCGCGCGAGGGAGGGACAUCUCAGGUCGGAGCACUUUGGCGAUGAGCUCGAGCUGCUUUACCCCAUCGUCGAGUCUGGCGGGUCCGACUCGGCGGCGUUUGACAAUGUGCUGGAGCUGUUGGUGGUCAAUGGGGUGUUGACGCUGCCGGAGGCGGUCAUGAUGAUGGUCCCAGAGGCAUGGCAGAACAAUGAUCUGAUGGAGCCAGAGAAGAAGGCGUUCUACAACUGGGCGGGGUCGUUGAUGGAGCCAUGGGACGGACCAGCGCUCUUUACCUUUUCGGACGGUCGGUUCUGUGGUGCCAACCUCGACCGGAACGGUCUGCGCCCCUGUCGGUACGUCGUCACCUCGGACAACAUCAUGGUCUGCGCCUCGGAGGUCGGGACCAUUACUAUCGAGCCGGAGCGCAUCAUUCAGAAGGGACGUCUCAAGCCGGGAAGGAUGCUAUUGGUGGACACCAAGGAGGGACGGAUCGUCGACGACCGGGAGCUCAAGAUGACUACCGCUCGGCGGCAGCCUUUCGCCUCGUGGAUCGAAUCCCAGGCUAUCCGGCUGCCCGAGGUGGUCCGUCGGGUCGCUCGUCACGAGUCAAUCGCGGUCGAGCUCGACGACACGCCACUCAGCACCGACCCCAAGCUGCUCGCUUUCGGCUACACUAUUGAGCAGCUCAACAUGCUCAUGCUGCCGAUGGUGCAGGAGGGACACGAAGCGCUGGGGUCUAUGGGUAACGACGCUGCUAUUGCUUGCAUGUCCAGCACCCCACGCACGGUAUACGACUACUUCCGCCAGCUCUUUGCCCAGGUGACCAACCCCCCUAUCGACCCCAUCCGCGAGGCCAUCGUCAUGUCGCUCGAGACGGCCGUUGGGCGCGAGGGCAACUUGCUCGAGAUGCGCGACACCCAGUGUCACCGUCUCCACCUCAAGACCCCCGUCUUGACUAUCGAGGAGGUCAACGCCGUCAAGCUCAUGGCGACGUCACACAAGGACUGGCCGGCCAUCACCAUCGACAUCACCUUCCCCAAGAAGGAGGGUCUCCCGGGCUUCCGGAACGCCUUGAACCGGGUCAGGACCGAGGCGCUCAACGCGGUCAUGGCCGGGUUCAAGGUAUUGGUCUUGUCAGACAGGAAGACCGGGCCGGACAGGGUGGCUCUUUCCGCCAUUCUGGCCUGCGGUGGUGUUCACCACCACCUCGUCCAGCAAAAGAAGCGGGUCGACACUGCUAUCGUGGUGGAGACUGGGGAGGCGAGGGAGAUCCACCACCUCUGCGUGUUGGUCGGGUACGGUGCGGACGCUGUCUGCCCCUGGCUUAUUAUGGAGGGGAUCCACAAGGUCGCCCGGGAGGGAUUGGCCAAGGACGGACAAUCCGCCGAGAAGCUCAUCUCCAACUAUAUGAAGGCGAUGGACGAAGGCAUGCUCAAGGUCUUGUCCAAGAUGGGUGUAUCCACCUUGGCGUCGUACAAGGGCGCUCAGCUCUUCGAGAUCCUCGGUCUGCACGAGGAGGUCGUCAACGAGUGCUUUGUCGGCACCGCCUCUCGCGUCCAGGGCGCCACCUUUGAGCUGCUCGCGAUGGAUGCUUUCGAGUUCCACGAGCGCGCCUGGCCGUCCCGCGAGACCAUCCAGAUCCCCGGUAUGCCCGAGUCGGGCGAGUACCACUACCGCCAAGGGUCCGAAAUGCGGAUCAACGAUCCCGUCUCUAUCGCUCAGCUCCAGGACGCCGUUCGGGAGAAGAACCAAACCGCAUACGACAGCUACUCCAAAAACUCGCGUGAGGCCAUCAAGCGGGGGACCAUGCGUGGUCUCCUCGAGUUUGACUUCGCCAACGCCACCCCCGUCCCCAUCGACCAGGUCGAGCCAUGGAACGAGAUCGUCCGGCGGUGCGUCACCGGUGCCAUGUCGUACGGGUCCAUCUCGAUGGAGGCGCACACUACCCUCGCUAUCGCCAUGAACCGGCUCGGCGGCAAGUCCAACACUGGAGAAGGUGGAGAGGACGCGGAACGUUCCCUCCCCAUCCCCGGUCCCGGUGCCGACCUGGACGGUCAGCCGUAUUCGCACGCCAUGGAGCUCAAGCCGGUCUGGGACUCGCGUCGAUCUGCCAUCAAGCAGGUCGCGUCGGGACGAUUCGGUGUCACCUCCAACUAUCUCGCGGAUGCGGACGAGCUCCAGAUCAAGAUGGCGCAGGGUGCCAAGCCGGGAGAAGGCGGAGAGCUGCCCGGACACAAGGUCUCGGCGUCUAUCGGCCGGACUCGUCACUCUACUCCCGGUGUCACUCUUGUCUCCCCUCCCCCACACCACGACAUCUACUCGAUCGAGGAUCUCAAGCAGCUCAUCUACGAUCUCAAGGCGUCCAACCCCCGCUCGCGUAUUUCGGUCAAGCUCGUCUCGGAGGUCGGUGUCGGAAUCGUCUCGUCCGGUGUCGCCAAGGCCAAGGCGGACCACAUUGUCAUUGCCGGACAUGACGGAGGGACCGGUGCGGCCAAGUGGACUAGUAUCAAGUAUGCUGGUCUGCCAUGGGAGCUCGGACUCGCCGAGACCCACCAGACGCUGGUCCUCAACAACCUCAGAGGGCGAGUGACGGUGCAGACGGACGGUCAGGUCAGGACCGGAAGGGAUAUCGCUAUCGCCACUCUGCUCGGUGCUGAGGAGUGGGGCUUUGCUACCACCCCUUUGAUCGCCAUGGGCUGCAUCAUGAUGAAGGCUUGUCACAAAAACACCUGCCCGGUCGGUAUUGCCACCCAAGACCCCGCUCUCCGCGCCAAGUUUGCCGGUCAGCCCGAGCAAGUCAUCAACUUCUUCUUCUACAUCAUCGAGGAGCUCCGGGGCAUCAUGGCCAAGCUCGGUUUCCGUACUAUCAACGAAAUGGUCGGUCGGUCCGAGCACCUCAUCGUCGACGACCUCCUCCGUACCCCCAAAACCCAACACCUCGACCUCUCUGCCAUCCUCAAACCCGCCCACCUCCUCCGUCCCGACGCUGCCACCUACCGCGUCCGCGCACAGGACCACAAGCUGUACGUCCGUCUUGACAACAAGUUUAUCGACGAGGCGGAGCCGGCGAUCCAGAAGGGUAUCCCGGUCACUAUCGACUGCGACGUGGUCAACACCGACCGUGCGCUCGGUACUACCCUCUCAUACCACGUCUCCAAAAAGUACGGGGAGGCUGGUCUUCCCCGCGACACUAUCCACGUCAACAUGCGCGGGUCGGCGGGUCAGUCGCUCGGUGCCUUCCUCGCACCGGGGAUCACCAUCGAGCUCGAGGGUGACGCCAAUGACUACGUCGGAAAGGGUCUUUCCGGCGGUCGUCUCAUCGUCUACCCCCCAAAGGCAUCCCCCUUCAAGGCCGAGGAGAACAUCAUCAUCGGGAACGUCUGCUUCUUUGGUGCUACCUCUGGUCAUGCCUUCAUCCGCGGUAUUGCUGCCGAGCGGUUUGCCGUUCGAAACUCUGGCGCCAGCCUCGUCGUCGAGGGGACCGGUGAUCACGGAUGCGAGUACAUGACCGGCGGACGGGUCGUCGUCCUCGGUCUCACCGGCCGCAACUUUGCGGCCGGUAUGUCGGGCGGUAUCGCCUACGUCCUCGACAUGGCGCACAGCUUUGGUCCGCGCGUCAACAAGAGCACCGUCGAGCUCGGCCCCGUCCAGGACCCCAAGGAAGUGGCGGAGCUUCGAUCGAUGAUCGAGGACCACCGCCACUACACUGGUUCGGAGAUCGCCGACCGGGUCCUUCGCAACUUCCACCGCUUCCUCCCCAUGUUUGUUCGUGUCAUGCCCCUCGACUACAAGCGGGUGCUCGUCGAGCAGGCGGAGCGCGAAAUGGAGGAGAAGAAGCGUCAAUCCGUCAUCGACCUCAUCCCCUCCCAGACCGCCUCGGUUGUCGACCUCGUCGCUACUGGAUAUGACCACACUACCCCUAGCUCCGGUAACAGCUCAGACUCGGAGAUCGUUACGCCCACCGGCUCGCCUAAGCAGAAGGUGCACGAGCCAACAGUGGUGGAUCUCGAGGAUGCUGCAUUGGAUGCCCUUUCGGCACCCAAGCUGGACAAAACUCGAGGCUUCAUGAAGUACAAGAGACUCAAUGAGGCUUACCGGCCUGCAAGGAAGAGGGUCAAGGACUGGAAGGAGAUCUCGACUCGUCUCACGGAGAACGAGCUCAAGUACCAGACCGCCAGGUGCAUGGACUGUGGUAUUCCCUUCUGUCAAUCGGACACUGGCUGCCCUAUCGCCAACGUCAUCCCCAAAUGGAACACCAUGAUCUUCCAGGGACGCUGGCUCGACGCGUACCACCGUCUCAUGAAGACCAACAAUUUCCCCGAAUUCACCGGUCGGGUCUGCCCUGCACCUUGCGAGAGCGCUUGCGUCAUGGCGAUCAAUGACGUAGCUGUGGGGAUUAAAAGUAUAGAGUGCGCAAUCGUCGAUAAAGCGUGGGAGAUGGGCUGGGCAGUCCCCAACCCUCCCACCCAUCGGACCGGCAAAAAAGUGGCGAUUAUCGGAUCUGGUCCCGCCGGUCUCGCCGCGGCCGAUCAGCUCAACAAGGCCGGUCACCACGUCACGGUCUACGAGCGGAACGACCGUGUCGGCGGUCUCCUCAUGUACGGUAUCCCCAACAUGAAGCUCGACAAGAAGGUCGUCCAGCGGCGGGUCGACCUCAUGGCGGCGGAGGGCGUCAAGUUCAUCACCAACGCCCACAUUGGUGUGGAUAUCGACGCUACCGAGAUCAAGGACGCUCACGACGCGCUCAUCCUCGCUACCGGAGCUACCUGGCCUCGGGACCUCAAGCUGCCUCACCGGGAGGCGGACGGGAUCCACUUUGCCAUGGACUUCUUGCAGCCCAACACCAAGAGUCUGUUGGAUUCGGAGCUGGAGGAUGGGAAGUACAUCUCGGCGAAGGGCAAGGAUGUUAUCGUCAUCGGGGGCGGAGACACCGGGAAUGACUGCAUUGGUACUAGUGUUCGACACGGAUGCAAGUCCCUCGUCAACUUCGAGCUUCUUCCCGAACCACCCACCACCCGUGCUCGGGGCAACCCAUGGCCCACUUUCGCUCGCGUUCGCAAGACCGACUACGGACACCAAGAGGCAUCUGUCUGCAUCAACGGCGGCAAGGACCCUCGGGAGUACUGCAUCUCCACCAAGUCCUUCGAGCUCGACGACGAAGGCAAGCUCCGAGGUCUCAACACUGUCAAGGUCGAGUGGACCAUGGUAUCAGGACAAUGGAAGAUGGAGGAGGUCAAGGGGUCCGAGAAGUUCUACCCCGCUCAACUUGUCCUCCUCGCUCUCGGUUUCCUCGGUCCCCAGAAGGAGCUCAUCACCGCUCUCGGCGUCAAGCAGGACCCUCGCUCCAACAUCCUCACGCCCAACGGCAAGUACUCGACCAACGUUCCCAAGGUCUGGGCCGCCGGCGACAACAGGCGCGGUCAGAGUUUGAUCGUCUGGGGUAUCAAGGAGGGCCGAGGCGUGGCCGUCGAGGUCGACACUGCCCUCGAGGGUAACUCUCGCCUGGCCAACCAGGGAGGUAUCUCGCUUCGGUCGUGGGUGCCACCACCCAUCGAGGCGGCCGGCAAGACGGAGGUGGCGGAGAAGGCACUUCCAGGGGCGGAGCAGGAUUCGGCUAGCACAGCUUCUAUUGCCGUGGCUGCUUGA